GGGAAACUGAGCCUCAGAGGCGCGAGUGGUUCACGAGUUUGCAUAGCAAGUUCGAGUUGCAGCUGGUUGGCCUUGCCCACGCCGGGGUCUCCCGUAUUUAGCUCAGGCCAUGUGGCCCCGCCCCCUGCUUGUGAUGAGGGCGAUCACUUUAAGUGCGAAGGUGGGGGCAAGGAGGAGGUUUUAAGAAAAUCUGCCUUUCAAGAUGGCGUCCCAUUAAUCACGUGCCGAGUCGCGGCGAGCGAUUGGCUCUCAUAGCCCCCGCGGGGCGGAGCUCUUGGCUGGGCUGCCGCGGGCAGCAGCCGGCUACUGUUUGCCGGAACCUCCCGGCGCGCCCCCGCGAGCCCCCCUCCCGCCCGGCGCGCGACCCCGCCGCUUCGAAUGUUGUGAAUCAAAUGUGGGGUUUGUUACAUUCCGCUGCCGCCGCGGACAGUUCUUAAAGGGCCAGCCGCCUGCAGCUGCGCAAACCCGGCUGCGUCCUGCGCCGCCUCCCGCUCCCGGAGGGCCUGGGCUGAGAGGCAGACCGCGCGUGGGCCUCGCGAGGCAGACGCCGGCGGACCGACAACAAAGAGAGAGCCCCGGAAGGAGCUGGACUGCCCCCGGACCGGGGGGGUGGGGAGGGGAGCACAUUGUUCCGCAGGGCGGGGGCUCUUAAAGGGUCCAGCAGCCCCCCUCCCCUCUGUCCAGCUUGGCCGUCCUAGAUCGGGAACAAAGGAGCCAACGUGUGGCCUGGCGGCCCAAGCAGGACUGUCGGCUCCCAGGAUCUCCGAGGUCAGUUAGAGCAGAGGUGCCCAAACCUGGCUGUGCCAUAGAAACUGCUGGGGAAUUUGGGUUGUGAGCCCUGGCCCAGCCCCUCCACCCCUCUGCCACCCCUGAUGCGACCAUGGGCUCUGGCAGUGACUAGGUGGCCACCCUCUGCCCCUGUGGGUCAGCGGCGAUUCUCUGUAGGACCCGGCACUACCCCGGGCCAGCUCCGGGGAAGUCCUACUGGGGCCUCCUCUCUGUGGUGCAGCCCCAGCCGCGAGGGCCCCCUGGCCAGCCUGCCUGCCCAGGAUGAGCGCUUACCCUCCCAGCAGCCACCACCCCGACCACCACACCUCCCUGUAGAGGAGCACCGAGCCUCGGCUCCUGCCGGCAGGAGCCCCCGAAUGCUGCACCCAGCCUCCCAACAGAGCCCGUUCAUGGUUGAUCUCCACGAGCAGGUGCACCAGGGACCUGUCCCUCUGUCCUACACAGUCACGACAGUGACGACCCAAGGCUUUCCCUUGCCUACAAGCCAACACAUCCCUGGCUGCAGUGCCCAGCAGCUCCCAGCAUGCUCCGUGAUGUUCAGCGGGCAGCACUACCCCCUCUGCUGCCUCCCACCCCCGCUGAUCCAGGCGUGUACCAUGCAGCAGCUCCCCGUGCCCUAUCAGGCCUACCCUCACCUCAUCUCCAGUGACCACUACAUCCUGCAUCCCCCACCGCCAGCCCCACACCCCCAGGCUGCCCACAUGGCACCUCUUGGGCAGUUUGUAUCGCUGCAGGCCCAGCACCCGCGGAUGCCUCUGCAGCGGCUUGACAACGAUGUGGACCUGCGGGGGGACCAGCACCCCUUGGGGAGCUUCACCUACUCCACCUCUGCCCCAGGCCCAGCCCUGUCCCCAUCUGUGCCCCUGCACUACCUGCCCCACGAUCCACUGCACCAGGAUCUGUCCUUCGGUGUGCCAUAUUCCCACGUGAUGCCACGGAGACUGAGCACUCAGAGAUACCGCCUGCAACAGCCGCUGCCCCCACCACCCCCACCGCCACCCCCGCCACCGUAUUACCCCAGCUUCCUGCCCUACUUCCUCUCGAUGCUGCCAAUGUCACCAACAGCAAUGGGGCCCACCAUCAGCCUGGAUCUCGAUGUGGAUGACGUGGAGAUGGAGAACUAUGAGGCCCUCUUGAACCUUGCAGAGCGGCUAGGAGAUGCCAAGCCCCGAGGCCUCACCAAAGCGGACAUCGAGCAGCUCCCAUCGUACCGCUUUAACCCAGACAGCCAUCAGUCAGAGCAGACACUGUGUGUUGUCUGCUUCAGUGACUUCGAGGCACGGCAGCUGCUGCGAGUCCUCCCCUGCAACCAUGAGUUCCACACCAAGUGUGUUGACAAGUGGUUAAAGGCUAACCGGACGUGUCCCAUUUGCCGGGCCGAUGCCUCCGAGGUGCCCAGGGAGGCUGAGUGAGGCUCACAGCUGCCCAGGAUAACCCUGCCCGAAGCUCUGGAAGCUUGGGUUGGGGGACCUGGGGAGGACGGGGAGGGAGUGGCCCAGGCCUGCCCCGUCACUCCCGCCUGCAUCUCCAGAGCUGGUGCCAGGUCAGCCCCAAGAGAAGUCCCUGCAAUAAGCCCCUGCAUUUGCCAAGCUCCAAAGACUCCUGUCCCAAUCUGCCUGCCAGUCUGCCCACCACGGAGCUGCCUGAGUUUCCUUCACUCAGUCUCCCUCCUGUUUGCCCUCAAGUCUGUCUCCUUUUCCUGCCAGCCCUGGGAGCCAGGAGUCCAUCCCCUCACCCUCGACCCCAAGUGCAUCUGGGGGAGAUCCUCAGCCCCAGAAUGGGCAAAGGGGGCUCCAUCCUGGGUUGCCUGGUCUCUUGCACUGAAAUGGUAUGCUGCUUGCGGACAGAGGGUAGCAUGAGGCCAUUUCCCAGGCCUGGGUCCUCCUGCCUUCACCCCAGACUCAGGCAGCCAGCCCUACCCAGGCUGCUGUGAGGGUUGGCUCCCUCAAGGACCCUCACCCCAGUCACAACAUUCCAGCCCACCCCCAGGCUGGAGGGUAUCAGGGCCAGCCUCCUGAGCAGAUGGGAGACAGGCCCUGAGCUGGGGUGGCCUGUGAACUGAGAGGGCCUGGGCCAUGCAGGGGAGACGUGACCUCCUGUGUUCCUGGCGGCCACCCCUUCCUGGCAGUGACGGCAGCCAGACACACGCCCAAUCUCCCCUUUCUGUUGUUUUGCAUGAAUGUGAGGAGCAGCAGUUUUUGUUUAUUCAUUUGGCCCAAAAUCGCGUGUAGGAUUUGGGGGUGUGGAUUUUUAAAUAAUUUGUUUCCUUUUGGUUUAAUGGGGGAUAUAGGGACCAACCAGGACCAAGCGCCCAGGGGCCGGGAAUGGUCUGGUGGUGCCACCUGGUCUGCAUGCAUGUGUGCGGCUGGGGCUGGGCUGGGCAGCUGGCAGUCAGGGCUGGGGUUGGGGGGUGGUCUGUGCUCAGCUGAUAACUGCCAUGCACUGUACUGCACACGUCCCCAGAGCCUACCGGGACCGUACGCUUUUCAGGGCAUUUCUCCCUCCAGCCAGGGCCUAUCUCCCACCUGACGGGGCAAGUCUCCUCCAAGGAAGUCCCAGGAGGACAGGGACCAGGGAGGGCGUGGACCCCACCUCCAGGGGCCCCCUCCCAGCCUGAGCCCUGCCCUCCAAGGUCUGGAGGAGGUCCCCGGUAGGGUCUGGCUGAGCUCCCAUCUUCUCUUUCCCUAGUCCCAUUCCUUUCCUGUCCUACCCCCAGCUGGGGUUGCUGCCCCGAACGAACCGCGUGUGGGGCCGGCACAUCCUAGCAGGCAGCCCCUGGCGCCUGCUGCCUCAGGGAUGCUCCAACCACCCUCGUUCUCCCUGCAGCGGCCCUGGCUCCCUGCCUCCCCUCAGCCUGCCAUGGGGCCCCAUCAGCCUGGCCCCACCCCCAUGGAGAACCCAAAGUCUUACUGUAUAUAACUCCAGGUGAUGUUUCUAUAUUUAUAGCAGUGUUGAAACCCCAUGUGUUUUACAGAGAACCACCCUCUCCAAACCCCCCCUCCCUUUCCCACCCCGACAAAAGGUUUUCCAGAUCCUCAAGGUUCCUGGGGCGGGCGGAAACAGGCUCACGGGUUGUGUGUUGGCUGCAGCAGUCAUUCCGAUGAGCAGCUUUGGGGGGGAAUACAACAUUUAAAAAAAAAAAUCAUUAAAAAAAAAGAUUUAUAAAACAAUUAUUUAGGAUGUUUGUGAUUUGCCGACCUUGCUAUAGAUGCCAUGUUACCAAUGAUUUCCUGUGGUGGGGGCUUGUCAUUGUUUACUCUUUUAUUUACCAACUUCUGGCCUAGGCAUGACAGUGGGCAUCAUCCCCCAGCCCUGGCUGGGCCCAGCACCUGUGUUCUGUGUUAGAAAGGUGUUUUAUGUAUAUGUGUGUGUGUGUAUACACACACACACACACACACACACACACAUAUAUAUAUAUAUAAAAUUACAUAUAUAUAUAUAAAAAUACAUGUAAUUUGGGGGGCCCUGUUCCUUGCACAUUUUACAGUUACCUCAUUUUUCCCAUGUAUGUAUUUGAGAAAAUGCUAAUAUAUAGAGAAAAAAAAUGGUUCUUAAAGCUUAAAUGUGUGGUUUUUUCCAUUCCAUUGGAUUCACAUUGGUUUGUAGCAUUUAACAUAACUAGUAUGUUGUAUUAUAUAUAUGUGUAUACUGAUUGAAAUUUUUAACAGAUUUGUACUUUUUUUAAAAUGAAAGUUGCUAGUUCUGCUUGACCAAGUAGUGCAAUCAUUAUUUUUUUUAAUAUUGUUGCUGAUUUCAGAGGGAUAUUCACUAAUAAAUGUAUGAUGUAUAUCAAGUAUUGCCCAA
Molecule: messenger RNA, 4593 nt
Organism: Mustela lutreola (European mink)
Lineage: Eukaryota; Metazoa; Chordata; Mammalia; Carnivora; Mustelidae
Gene: RNF44
Product: ring finger protein 44
Exons: 12
Coding region: 873-2201 (442 amino acids)
Source: RefSeq, a predicted model, not a curated record